GGGCGCCAUUGAGAUGACAUUUCAAUUGAGUGCUUCCAUGACUGCAGAACGGCUCUGGGAAAUGUGACACAGGCCUUAUUGUCACCACCAGCUGCAGCGUUGGGAAACGUAGCAGAAAGGAUUGGGUUUUAAUUCUCGUGCUCAGUGGUUACGCUGUACAGAGAAUUAGAUUCAAUUAAAGUUCCAAACAUCGAGUGAAGGUCUUUUGUUUUAAGAUUCUGUAUACUAAGGCAAAUUCUGAAUGCUCUCCAUUUUAGGUCAGUAUAACCCUCUUCUGGCUGUGUAAGAUAAGAUAAGCGAAGUGCAAAUGGUUUUUGAGAUGCAAACAAAUUUCUGAGCUUUAAACAAUUGAAUUUUGCUUGCUUUUUUAUUGCAGGAAAAACUCACUGACUACAUUGUUUCUCAUUUUACAAGUUUUCUAGGGAACACCACAGACGAUAUAAUAACAAUAAUGACCGUUAAAAAUAAUGUCUCAUUUUUUGGGUGCGUUUAAUCUGUCUUGGCAUCUAUGAGAAACUCCAUCAAUGACAUCAUUCAUGUAGGGCAAGGGUGAGGUUGGGCAAGAGCUCGAGCAGGGAAGAGGUGGCACGAGGAAUGCUUUUGGUUUGCUGAAACGCACAAGCUUGGACGUUUGUGAUAUCUGAAUACUUUCGAGCAGGUCUCUUAGGUCGGGAAGGUUUUCUCAUGAUGAAGUGCUCUCUUGGACUUUUUCUGUUGGUCUGUUGUUUGCCUUUAGCUUGGGUAAGCGUUAAGCAUUAUGGAAUGCGAUUCUCCUCUGCAGGCUCGUCUCUUCGAUGCUACAAGUGUGAGGAUUACACUGGGGGCCAUUGCACUGUGCAGCAAGUUUGUUCUUACGAAGACGCAUGUUUGUAUCUUCAUGAGAAAGGUGGAAAGACCAUUCGCCGGUGCAUUCGAUACACAGACUGUGAUAACUCUCGUCUGUCCCAGCAGUUCCCGUCGAUAUCAGAAUACACUUACAGGUGUUGCAACACUGACCUGUGUAACAGCGGGCCAGUGACAGCUGCAAGCACGCCAUUCUUAUACCUGCUGGCGGUGCUCAGCGGCCUCUGGUCCUGCUCCAUCACUGUAUGAUUUCACAAUAGAACUUCUGCGGAGGUUUUUUUGUUGCCAUACCUCUUAUGCAUAUCUAUAUAUUUACUAUGUACCAUUAUUUAGUGAUUGUUUGGUUUUGACUAACCACUUAUAAAUCGAAAAAGCACUGUUUGUUGUAAACUAUUUUGAUUCUAAUACCAUUGUGUUCUGAAUUUUAUUUAAAUACAUUUUAUUUUGGUUGACAUUUUAAAAUAAUGCAGCAAAUGUUUGAUCUUUUCAUAUAUGACCUUUGUAUGUGGUACCAUUACAUCAGUAAAAUAACCAAUUAAAAAAACCUUGAUUUUCUGAA
Messenger RNA from Megalobrama amblycephala (Wuchang bream), 1402 nucleotides. RefSeq names its product CD59 molecule (CD59 blood group) (gene cd59b). NCBI's taxonomy places the organism in Eukaryota, Metazoa, Chordata, Actinopteri, Cypriniformes, Xenocyprididae. The coding region runs from base 685 to 1092 and encodes 135 amino acids. The transcript has 4 exons. The record is from RefSeq and is a predicted model, not a curated record.